AUGAAAUUUGCAAAACAAGUAUUGGAAUUUAAUUCGCCGCGUACACAAGUAGGUAUAGAACUGAGAACUGUACCAGCAAGAGCAUCUCCCCAGCUGUUGGACCCACUCAUUGGUACACCAGGACGUACGGCCGUAUUCAAAGUGGAGGAUGUUUGGGCACCAGAGGUAUUUGAAGACCGUAGUCCGAAUGUGGAAGGCUUGAAAAUCAUCACGACUGCAGCGGUCACGAUUAGACAUGUCAGCAGCAAAGUAGUCGAUAUUCGGCAUCGCUUCUUCCACACUGUUCCUUCAUCAGACACAUACCAGCAGCCACAGUCACUGCUGCCAAUAAACCAAGCUGGAGGGAAUAUAAACCCAAAGCAGAAUAAAUAUUUCUCGAUUGGCCAUCUCGGCUCAACCUUCCGUCUGUCCAUGUUUGUGUCUGAGCUUGUACUUGCACUGGUACUGAUACUGAUACUGACACUUGCACUUGCAAUUGCACUUGUGCUCGUAUUUGGGCUUGAGUUUCUACCCGUCUCACUCUUGUCAUUCCCGAUUAUCUUACUCUCACUACUAUAUACAUUGUGUGUUGUAUUGAAUGCUAAGCUUUUAUCGUUAAUGGCAAUACAUGAGUCUCCGCUUUGGUAUUUAAGCGGAAUGAUUUGUAUAAUGCUGCUGAGAUUAUCAUGCUUCUUUACAGGAAAGGUCAUUAAAAUUGUAAAAUAA
This is a messenger RNA of Phycomyces blakesleeanus NRRL 1555(-), 705 nucleotides long. RefSeq lists its product as hypothetical. The transcript is spliced from 3 exons. The record is from RefSeq and is a predicted model, not a curated record. Bases 1 to 705 code for a protein of 234 amino acids. NCBI's taxonomy places the organism in Eukaryota, Fungi, Mucoromycota, Mucoromycetes, Mucorales, Phycomycetaceae.